CAGGGUGCGGCCUGGCCGGUGGGGGUCGCGGGCGCAGCUUCCUAGAGGGCGGGCACAGCCCAGGCUCGGCUCGGCUCGGCUCGGCUUGGCUUCUCUGCGUCUCCCGCCUUCCAGGGACCCCGGCGGGACCGCUGCCCGCGUCCCGGAAGCUGCUGUUGAACCAUGUUUUUUACUUGUGGGCCCAAUGAGGCCAUGGUGGUCUCGGGGUUCUGUCGGAGCCCCCCAGUCAUGGUGGCAGGAGGCCGAGUUUUUGUCCUACCUUGCAUUCAGCAAAUCCAGAGGAUCUCUCUCAACACAUUGACCCUCAAUGUCAAGAGUGAAAAGGUUUACACUCGCCAUGGGGUCCCCAUCUCAGUCACGGGCAUAGCCCAGGUGAAAAUCCAGGGGCAGAACAAGGAGAUGUUAGCAGCUGCUUGCCAGAUGUUCCUGGGAAAGACAGAGGCUGAGAUCGCCCACAUUGCACUGGAGACACUGGAGGGCCACCAGAGGGCUAUCAUGGCCCACAUGACUGUGGAGGAGAUCUAUAAGGACAGACAGAAGUUCUCAGAGCAGGUUUUCAAAGUGGCUUCCUCAGACCUGGUCAACAUGGGCAUCAGCGUGGUUAGCUACACUCUGAAGGACAUUCACGAUGACCAGGAUUAUUUGCACUCUCUGGGGAAGGCUCGCACAGCACAAGUCCAAAAAGAUGCUCGGAUUGGGGAAGCAGAGGCCAAGAGAGAUGCUGGGAUCCGGGAGGCCAAGGCCAAACAGGAAAAGGUGUCUGCCCAGUACCUGAGUGAAAUUGAGAUGGCUAAGGCACAGAGGGAUUACGAGUUGAAGAAGGCCACCUAUGACAUCGAGGUUAACACCCGCCGAGCGCAAGCUGACCUAGCCUAUCAGCUUCAGGUGGCCAAGACAAAGCAGCAGAUCGAGGAGCAGAAGGUGCAGGUGCAGGUAGUGGAGCGGGCCCAGCAGGUGGCGGUGCAGGAGCAGGAGAUUGCCCGCCGGGAGAAGGAGCUGGAGGCCCGGGUGCGGAAACCUGCGGAGGCCGAGCGCUACAGGCUGGAACGCCUGGCAGAGGCUGAGAAGUCUCAGCUGAUCAUGCAGGCUGAGGCGGAGGCCGAGUCUGUGCGGAUGCGUGGUGAAGCUGAGGCCUUUGCCAUCGGGGCCCGUGCACGCGCCGAGGCUGAACAGAUGGCCAAGAAGGCAGAGGCGUUCCAGCUGUACCAGGAGGCUGCCCAGCUGGACAUGCUGCUAGAGAAACUGCCCCAGGUGGCCGAAGAGAUCAGUGGUCCCCUGACCUCAGCCAAUAAGAUCACGCUGGUGUCCAGUGGAAAUGGUACCAUAGGGGCGGCCAAAGUGACUGGGGAAGUAUUGGACAUCCUAAGCCGCCUGCCAGAGAGUGUGGAGAGACUCACGGGUGUCAGCAUCUCUCAGGUAAACCACAACAAGCCUUUGCGGACAGCCUGAGCCCUCGGCCCUCGCUAGUGCCCAGCCUCGUGCUAAAGUGACCUGAACGAACUCACUGCAUGCCCCUCACCUGGCUUCCCUGAGCAUGCCCUUUGGCAGUGGGACACCCUCUUCUCUCCUUGCCAAAUAGCCUGUGCCUUGCUGUGGAGGACUUGUUCCCCUUCCCAGCCCCACACUGCCAUGAAUGACAGUGCUCCAAAGACCCCAUGUCAGGUUUUGAUGCCACUGUACCCCACCCGGGCUAUUUAACUUCCUAAUUAAAUCAGACUCUACAUUGA
This is a messenger RNA of Jaculus jaculus (lesser Egyptian jerboa), 1727 nucleotides long. RefSeq names its product flotillin 1 (gene Flot1). The transcript is spliced from 13 exons. The coding region runs from base 163 to 1449 and encodes 428 amino acids. Gene Ontology annotation, cellular component: plasma membrane. The record is from RefSeq and is a predicted model, not a curated record. Gene Ontology annotation, biological process: positive regulation of cell-cell adhesion mediated by cadherin; protein localization to plasma membrane; positive regulation of cell junction assembly. NCBI's taxonomy places the organism in Eukaryota, Metazoa, Chordata, Mammalia, Rodentia, Dipodidae.